AGCCCCACGCCGGGGUGGGAGGGCGUGAGGGCCCGAGGGCCCCCUGGAAAUGGCCCCUUUUUACGCGGGGUGGAAGCUGCUCUUCCCCCAGAACUUCUAGUGUUUGGAGAACUGGGAUGGUUCGGAGUGUGAAUUUUUCUUUCAUUUAUUUAUUUCUUAAAUCAAAUGCUGACACACACAGGUGAGUUUCUCAUUUUGAAGCGAAGACUGAUGGCUGAGGUGUGAUUUUUGCAGCGUGAUUGUGUGGGUGCUGGAGGAAGCGUCCUGUGGGGGAUGGUUUCUGGCGGGCCCCAGGGGGCCUGGCCUGGAGGGGGCACGAUGGAUUCCUAGGCCUGGGUGGGGCGAGGCCUGGCAUGAUCCUGGCCUGGGCAGGUACAAGGUGGAGUGGGCAGUAGUGCUUAAUCUCUGGCGGCUGGGAGGACCUCCAUGCUUCUUGCCUGCCCUGUCUUAAGGCCCCGAAGGGCAAGACUUCCCUGGUGGGCCGGUGCUUAGGACUCCGCGCUUUGACGGCUUGUGGGCCCAGGUUCAGUCCCUGGUUGGUCAGGGGACUGAGAUCCUGCACGCAGAUCGUGCAGCGUGGCCAAUAAAUAAAUAAAAAACAGCCACACCAGCAGAGAAUAAGCCCUGGUUCAAAAAGGAACCUGAAGGACAUUGGGACCUGGUUCCAGGCCUGGUGACCUUUUGGCCUCCACGCCCAGGGUGGCUGAAAAAGAACUUUCCAAAAAAAAACAAAACAGUUUUAUGAGUCAACCGUAGUCUGUCUCUGAGAUUUUUCUGUUCUAAGGGUGCUCAAAAGGUAUCGUGUUUAUUUUGCCGUCACUUUCGUCUGUUGAGAUCAGGUUUAAUUCCCUUGAGUCGCAGGUUGGACCUUUGCUGGCCCAGGGGCUUCUCACGUGUUGUGAAGGGGAGACGGAGGGGGUGCUGGAUGGGAGCUGUGUUUGCAGUGGGGAAGGGGCUGGCUGGUAGCUGGGGGGGGCUGGAGGCACUGGAAGGCUCUAAAGGGGACUGGGGUGUCGGAGGGGGUCGGUAGAGGCAUUUGGGGCUGAGGAUGGGGGCAGGGGAAGUGGGCAGAGCCUGGGGCCAGGGCAAGGCCCUGGGGGGCAUCCCGGGGGUCAGGCCACUGCGGGGAACUGGAGGGGCAUCGUCUGGGGCAAAGCCUGCAGGGAAAGGCAUGAGUUCCCGGACCUGUCUGAGCUGUGACUUUCCGGGUGCCAGCGGGGAGGGGGCGGGGUUGUGUAGCAUAGGCGGCCCAAGGUUGCCCCUGAGUCCUCUUCCCAGGAAGUCAGAACUCCGCCGUCCCGCACACCUCCCCUUGGUGAUCUUCACACCUGCCCUGUGAAGCAGGAAAGGGGAUUUUUUUUUAAUCACCUCUAAUUUGCAGGUCGAGUGGUGUGACCCACUUAAGGUCACCGAGUCAGCAAUGCCACUUUCCGACUUCUGGGUCUUAAACGCCUUCAAGGCUUUUGGACUUGCAGGCAGUGGGACCCACUGCCCUCCACCUGUUCCUGAAGGUGGGGAGGGGGAGAGAGUCUCCCGUUGUUGAGGAUGGAGAGAGAGGCUGGCUGGGGGUCUGGGCAGGGGCGGGGUUCUGGCAGAGAAGCUCAGCUUUCUGAACUCCUGCCUCCGUCACACCUUGAAAAUGCCCGGCUUUUUCAGGCCGUGUUGUACAUUUGGCAAAUACUGUGCUUGGAUAUACGGAGACUUAGAAAGUAGGGCUCUUGGCACCGAAAAUACAGCAGUAAUGGAAACCUGUUUACCUUUCUCCAGUGCGAGGUUUCUCGAGCUUAUUUGAUUAAUAUCCAUGGGACUGGUGUUCUGAGCUUCUGACUUGGGGAAAUUCUACACUCGGGAAAGUUUCUCUUUGCAGGAAGUUUUGCAGGUUCUCCCGGUAACGAGAAGUCCUCGAGGAUGGCUCAGAGCCCCUGACUUUGGGCCCGUCCGCCAGGUUUGGGGCCUGGUUCUGCCACUGCCUCCGUGACCCUGGGCAGGUCCCGUCACUGCUCCAGCAUCACGCCUGUGAUGAAUGGGAAUCAUCGACUCCCAACACCCAUGGGGGCCUUUGGGCUGGGGGUCUGUGUGCAGGGAGUGUCAGACCUGCUGCACGCGUGGUCAGCCCCGGCCAGGUGCUCACCUCCAGUGUUCACACCUGCUUGGCAGACGUGGACGGAUGUGAGCUGUCGGGGAACUGAGGCCCUGGGGGACGUUUCUGGCCGUUGUCCUGCAUGGGACGGAGGCCCCCUGGCUGGCAGCCAUCCGCUGUGCUGUUGUCCCAACAGUUGGGAAGAGAGUGGCGUGGGUGCUCGGGGUGUCCCUCCCGCGUCUUGGGCUCCUUGUCCUGGGGGAGAGGCGCUCCUGGGCCCCCCGAGAGCUGCUGCACCUCCCCCUUCUCUCUGACCUCCAGGUCCUCUCCUGCCCUGGCCCCCAGGGAUACAGCAGCCUCCGAGCCGUCUGGGGGGCUCUUCGCGGGGCGUGAGAGGACCCUCAGGGCUUCUGAGGGCCAGCCCCCUCGUUCUGUGAGCGGGGGAAGCAGCCCCAGAGAGGCAGCGUGACUUUCUCAAGGGCCCAUGGCUUGUGAACGCUGCCCCUUGGCGUUCCCUCGGGCCCCUGCCCGUGGGCAUUCUCUUCCCAUCUCUCUCGGGUCAAGGUCAGCUGAUGCUCGUAUACAAACAUCAUUCCAGCUUCCUUCCCGACCAUUUUGGGCCUUGGAGCCUUGAGCAUGAGGAAACGAGUCUGUUACACGCUGACCCAUGUGUUUGUCCUGGAAUGGCCCUGGGGGUGGGGUUGAAUCAAGUGCCGGCCCUCGGGAUCCUCCUGACAGGCGAGAGCUGGUGUCAGGUGAGACGGGCCUGGAACCUAAGAGAAUGAGGAGGAUUAUCCUAAAAGUGCCCGCGUGCGCGUUGAGUCGCUCAGCCCUGUCUGACUCUGCAGCCCCGGGGACUGUGGCCUGCCAGGCUCCUCUGUCCGUGGGAUUCUCCGGGCAGGAAUCCUGGAGGGGGUUGCCAGGCCCUUCUCCACCCAGCAAAGUAUAGGUGUUUACGUUAUUCCCAUUUUACAGAUGAAGAGGCUGAGGCUCAGUGUGGAUGCGUCCUUUGGCCACGGGUGGGGCGGCGGUGCAGCCUGUGUGGGCGCAGUGGGCGGUGCUCGGGACAGGCCCCGCCCCGCGUCCCGGCCAGACCGAGGCUCAGGCUGUAGGGUCCUUGGUGCUCGGGGUUAGGACAGCGUCCCCUGGGCUGGGGGAGGGUGAGUGGGGUUCAGACAGUGGGCGGGAUGCAUGCUCCCCUCCGCGAACCCCCCCCCCCGGGCCUCCUCCAGGGCCCACGGGGCUGCUGGCCCGCUGGGUCCCCUCUGGCGUGGACAUAUCCGCCCACCUUGCGCGGGUCUGCAGCCCCUUGGCCCUGGCCUGUCCCCAGCCUCCCCUCUGCCCCACAGGGGAGAGGCUGUUGGGCGCAGCUGCCCCUCCUUCCAGGGCGCUCCUGAUUCCUGGAGCUCUAAGACCUCCUCCGCCCCACCUCCAGAGUCGCCUUAGUUUCUGUCAGCAACCUGGGGAAGGACAGACUGACAUGCGCUCCCGUUCUCUCCCCGCUUCCAGCCUGGUGCUUACUCACCUGCCUCACGCUCUUCCCCUGCAGCCCAGGAUCCGGGGCUCGUGGCCUGGCUUCCGGGCACUGCCCACCUUUCCCACGCCCGUGUGCAGGGGGUGUGUGUGUGUGUGUGUGUCGGGUGUGGCUCUGCGGUGCUUGUGCCAGUGUGUGGAAGGAGUGACCGGUGAACGGUGCCCACUUCCCCGCAGGAGACGCGCCGUGAGUGUGUGCAGGUGUGUCUGUGUCUCGGGGGCAGGCGGGCAGCUGGGCCACACACAGGCUCCUCGGUGCGGAGCGCGAGCUGGUGAGCGCGCUGUGCGUGCCGGCUGGUACGGGUCGUGUCUCGAGGGCGCAGCGGGUAGAAGACGCAGUUUGGGGACAAGGUGGGGUCCCCGCCCCUCGGCAGACAUCCGCUCUGUCCCAGGCCCUGGGCCACGUGGGGGACGCAGGCGGCCGGGGCCCGGCGUUGCUCGCUGACGGGCCGUGGGGACAGAGGACCUAGACUUGCGGAGGGGCUGGCAGCUUCAGCCCAGGGUGUGCAGGGCUGGGGGGCGGGCCCGCGCGGUCAGGUACGCGGCCGUCCACGGGGGCCGCGUGUGCAGAGAGGCGCACGCAGGGAGGGCUGAGCUGGAGGGCGGGGGGCGGCUGAGAGGCCGGCUGGGCAGGCGGACCACACCCUGGGAGGGCAGCAGUAAAGAUCGCGUUGGUGGGCACGUCCCCCGCGCAGCUCCGAGUGAGGCGUUCGGAGUCUCACUCCGCGCCCCCAGCGACUCUGUACUUAGCAGACCCCAAGGCUCAUGGGGUCCUCUGCGCGCGGCUCUGUGCAAGGUGUUCAGAGUCUCACUCCAUGCCUCCGGUGACCCUGUAGUUAGCAGACCCUUUGGGGGUGAAGGGACGCCCCCAUCGUCUCAGGCAGCGGGGAGCCUGGCAUUUGAACACGCCGGGCUGGCCCAGCUCGCGCCCGGCGUGCCGUCCGCGGGGAGGCGUGGAUGGGCCGCAGGGAAACAGACCGAGAAAGGCGCCCUGCGUGGCGGGGGGGCAGGCUUUGGGUGGGCCCCGCGGCCCCGCAUGACCUCGGCCUCUCCUCUGU
Cervus elaphus (red deer) is the source of this 4671-nucleotide messenger RNA. RefSeq lists its product as uncharacterized. The coding region runs from base 3081 to 4058 and encodes 325 amino acids. NCBI's taxonomy places the organism in Eukaryota, Metazoa, Chordata, Mammalia, Artiodactyla, Cervidae. The transcript is spliced from 2 exons. The record is from RefSeq and is a predicted model, not a curated record.